CACAGCGUUGCACAAACACACCUCGUGGKAUCCAUUAUCCACAAUCCUCUUGCUGCACCCACACCGACGUCCUCUUUCGUUCCAGGGUGCCAACACAACGAGAAACCAGGGCACGAUUCCGUAGCAGCGCAGCGCACCGAUCCCCCGAUUGGCAACUCCGGCMUCUGCCAUGUUCAAGCCGCUCGAGAUCGUGAGCCGGCUCACCGGGUCGUCCUCCGCGAGACGCGGASCCACCCGCGACGACGACGACCAUUCGGAAGCGUCCUCGGGCUCGGAAGGCAGCGACGGGUUCGAGUCUCCGCCCCCGGAAAGCGAGGAGGAGGACAGCGACGAUCUCCCGCCGCCGAAACGUGCCAGGGGCAACAACGGGAACCAAAACGUCGUGGGCGCCUUUGAAGAAGACGAAGACGAGGAAGAAGACGACAACGACAAAGACGACGAUUCACUCGGACUCCCGAGAACCCUUUCCAGAAGCCCGGACCACACYGAAAAACCCCGUUGUUCCUCUCCCGAAUCGGACAAGAGCGACRGAGACGAAGCAAAAGCAGCGGCAGCGGCGACCUCAUCGGCCACCACCGCUGCAGCCAAAACCCCCUCUCCACAGCGUGGCGCGGGAAACCUGAACAACGUUUCGCCACCCGAGUCGGCAUCGACUGCCGCCUCUCGCUCUCCYGCGGCGAGCGAUGGCAGAACCAACAAAAGCAGCAGGAGCAGCACCAAAAACAGCGACAGCGAGAUCGAAAAAGACGGUGGUGAAACCGGUGGAAAGAAGAAAGGGAAAGCCCGCAAAAAAAGCGCCGGGACCUCCGAGAAAGCCACCGGCGGCAGAAACGCAAGGGCCAGGACAAACAUAAAAGCAAAGGCAAACGCCAACGCAACAACCGCCGCGGGGGAGACACCCGCUGCGGAGAAUGCUCCGGACCGGGGAACGAGGGGCAGCGUCACCCCGACCCCGUCCAAGGCACAUCCCCCGGCGGAGGCCGCACCCAAACCGAAAAAGAAACGCCUGUCCCCGUCCGAGCACCUCCGGGAGGAAACCCGGUUUGCCUUUGACUGCAUCCGGGACACAAUCGAGGAAUCGCUGCGGUCCAAGCGGGUCCUCUACAAAGAAACACAGCGGGAAAUCAGGGACGCCGAAGAAAAACUCCGGCGCCUCCGGGAAAGCGCAGCGGCGCUCGAGAAGGCCAUCAAGGUGGACACCGAAAAGAAAAGAGAAACCAACAAGCACAUGAACAACCUCAAGCGGGCCUGCGCCAGGGUCAUCGAAAAGGCCGCCAGGGACCGGGACGAGGCGGCGGAAAAACUCAAAACCAAGCAGGCCUCCCUCCGGGAGGCCCUCCGGGAGAACGCGAAAGCGAAGCGGGCGCUGAUCGCCGGGGGCGACGGRGGCAAGCAUCCUUCCAGGGGAGCGAGCCAAAAGAACCGCAAGCGCAAGAAACSGGAGCCGGACGGGAACGAUUCCUCGGARGACGAGGCCGCCACCGGCAGCGAGGGGGGCGGGUCCGACUCCGAUUCCGACGGCGACGACUCCGACUGGGAGGGAGCCCCCCGCCGCCGCAGGGGCAAUCCCGGCGCCCAGAAGAGCCGGGCGGGGACCACYGAAGCCGGGACGCCGGCCCGGGACACGGACGGGGAGACCCCGCGGCGCCAGACCCGYGUCCGCUCCUCGCUUUGGAAGUGCACGAGCUGCGGGUUCGAGAACCACGCCUCGAACAAGGAAUGCGUCGCGUGCGACGUCCCCAAGCCCGGGUGCUUUCCGGACCUKGAGUAGGAGGCGACGGUGGAGCUCUCUGCGCCGCCGGUGGUGCCAGAAACAGUUUGCCGAUGGCUUUGGUCAUGGAAUCGGAUCGSAAUCCGAUAGUUUCAAAGUAUGUUACUGUAUGAAAAAUGCCCCUGGUUCAAGCUAUAGUCAAAAAAAUAACAAGAACAAUAUAGAUAUUAUGGCCAU
Messenger RNA from Pseudo-nitzschia multistriata, 1948 nucleotides. The record is from the annotation of a GenBank genome assembly. Lineage: Eukaryota; Bacillariophyta; Bacillariophyceae; Bacillariales; Bacillariaceae.